Seminavis robusta is the source of this 2205-nucleotide messenger RNA. The record is from the annotation of a GenBank genome assembly. NCBI's taxonomy places the organism in Eukaryota, Bacillariophyta, Bacillariophyceae, Naviculales, Naviculaceae.
AUGUCGGGGUUGGUACAACGAUUAAACAGACUGGAAACAUCGGCACCGGAUAUUUUGAAAGAAUUCUACGAACAACACCUCCACAGUUUCUCCGUCAAGCCAGGGUCUUCGGAUACUCUGAGUGUCACGAGUACCUGUUAUGCACUAUUGGCCAUUCAAACUGCCUCAUCCGCCUAUGACUCGAUUGUUGCCUUUGACCGUACCAACAACGACAGUGAAACCGAUGAGGAUCCAACGAACAAGGACAAAAUUUGCAUUCCCACCGUUGUAAGAGCACUGCUGGCAUCCGAAUGGAGACAAGAUGAUCUCUUUCAAGUACCACUCUUGCUCUUCACAGUACUGACUAUUGACAAGGACCGAUCCAUGGUACUACAAUCCGCUGCAUUCAAUGAACAAACAGCGCUCAAAAUACGACAAUUGAUUCAAGCAGUGGUACAGGCACGUCCCAAACGACGGAUUGGACAACGACAAGUGUACUCUGACUACAUCACCUAUCAAGUCUGCAAUGUACUGGCACUUUUGCAAGGAUUGUCCGCGGAACAACAAACGAAACCACAAGAAGAAGCAGAUGUGCCAGAAGGAGACUUUGUGGGAGACUUUGAGGAUCCUGCAGUGGUGGGAGGGUUGCCUGCCAAUGCCGUUCCAGAGGGUGCUGCCUCCGAGAUUUCUCUGGGGUUGGCCCGAUGCGCCGAAGUGGCAGCCAACGAACUCUGUCGACAACUGGCUUAUCGAGUCGCUGGAGACACCACUGCCUUUGAUGUCAUGCAACUCGCCUACUCCUUGUUGACUUAUGUGCAAAGCACACAAAGUCUCACAGGAGUGGCAGGGCGAGAACUCAUUCCUGGACAAGGAGUAUCGCCCGGAACACAGGUGACGCCGCUCAAUAAACGUUUGGUAGUGGCGGCAUUGGAUGCCUUUUUUGCAGAACAACAUACCAAAGAUGGACUUUGGGACAAGGGACAACCCAUUUACCAGUCCUUUCGACGACAGGGACGCAACGUCGGGAAUGCCUUUGUGUUUUCAGUGGAUACCGUAGGCAGCAUGCUGCGAUUACUCCCCGCGGAAUACUUUCGACCACACUUGCAAUCGCUGGAACGAACGCUCGAUUGGAUUGAAGGGCACGAAACAUUGGAGGUCAUUCCGGAUUACUGCGAUCCAGAAUCUGGAGAGUGCUAUGGGAAGGCAUUGAAGGGUUGGGCAUCUCCACACUUGCGCCCCGAAAGUGGGCCUCAGGCAUGGUCCACGGCCCAAGUGCUGGCCUGUGUCUCUCUUCUCAAAACCACAAUCCGCGAACUCAUGAAUCGAGAUGUCUUGCAGGAAUUUGGUGGCACGGCCUAUUCCGAACAAGGCCCACGACAAGAAGGUUGGGAUCGACUCUUGGACACGGACCUUGGCAGUGCAGCAGACAACAAAACAAUCAAAGAGGUUUUGGAAGAGCGUGUCGUGACGCCCUUUUCCGUAUCCAUCAACAACCCAUCUUUUGGAGCUGCCUACAGUGCCAUUCUCUUUGGACCACCAGGGACAGCCAAGACGACCAUUUGUGAGGCCCUGGCACAAAAGAUGGGAUAUGAUUUCUUGGUGAUUGAUACCACUGCAUUUCUUGCCGACGGUCUCACCAAUGUCGCCAAUCGUAUCCGCUACGUCUUUGGUCGCCUCAUGGCACUACAAGAGUGUGUCAUAUUAUUUGAUGAGAUUGAAGAGUUUGCCUUGAACCGAGAAACUCCCGGCCUAAGCAUGGAAUCACGCAUGUUGACGACGUCCAUGCUCACCGCCAUUAACGAUCUCCGACGUGGCAAACAAUCCAUUUUCUUUGUGGCGACCAAUCGACUCCGGGCGUUUGACUCGGCCAUUACCCGCCCUGGUCGCUUUGACAUGCAACUCUUUGUGGGGACACCCAAUUUGGGUGCUCGGAUUAUUCAAUUUCAAUCCAAACUACCCUCCUUGACAAAGACACAAAAGGAGGAUGCCAUUGCCUCGUAUCGUUCCUUUUUGGAAUCCGUGUGGACCGAGGACGCCAUGUUUAUGAAUUACUUGGAAGGACUGCAAUUUGCAUCUGCUUGUGCUUCUCUGGUGAAAAGCAGCCCGACGAAACAACUCGUUACGGAGCCAAUGGCUGACAUUUUGGCCAAACAAGCUGCUGUGAUGACAGUCCGUGGUCAAGUCCGAGAUGAAUACUUGGCAUCCAUGAAGCUGUCACGGGUAUGA